Messenger RNA from Temnothorax curvispinosus, 1570 nucleotides. Its product is annotated as cytochrome P450 4g1-like. The annotation marks the transcript as partial. Gene Ontology annotation, molecular function: iron ion binding; monooxygenase activity; heme binding. The record is from RefSeq and is a predicted model, not a curated record. Lineage: Eukaryota; Metazoa; Arthropoda; Insecta; Hymenoptera; Formicidae. The transcript has 3 exons.
AAGGAAAAAGUACACGAAGAAUUAUUAAAAAUUUAUGGUACGGAAACUAUAAAAUCUGCACCAAUUAAAUAUGACGAUUUACAACAUAUGCAUUAUUUGGACCGAGUUAUCAAGGAAACAAUGAGAAUUUUCCCUCCUGUCCCUCUAAUUGGACGAGAAGUAACAGAAGAUUUAAAACUAGGAGGAGUUACUUUACCAAAAGGCACAAAUAUUGUCAUAGGAAUUAUUAAGAUACAUCGAAACAAAAAAUAUUGGCCAAAUCCAUUAAUGUUUGACCCGGACAGAUUUCUUCCAGAAAAAACAAAAAGUCAAUCGUAUUGUUACAUGCCUUUUAGUGACGGACCAAGGAAUUGCAUAGGUAUGAAAUACGGAAUGAUGUGCAUGAAGGUAAUCUUAGCAACGUUGGUACGAACAUUCGUAUUCAAAGUAAAUAAAAGCGUAGAGAUAGAUGAAAUAAAAUUAAAGUUUAGCACGCUAUUAUCUACUGAAAAGCCUUUGAAAGUCGAAAUUGAGAAACGGAAUUUCCAAUAAAGUAAUGUAAAAAUAUGUGGAAUAUUAGAGAUUAUACUUUUAUUCUUUUAUAUAAUAUUCUGUAUUAUAUUAUCUUGGUGCAUAUAUUAAGUUAGCUUCAAUUUAAUAUUUUUUACUUUGUAACAUUGUAAAAGGUGAAAUGUAUUGAAACAAUAAAAUGUAUUGAAGUAAACUCUUAAGAUUUUUUGAAUUUACCCUUUUGGUACGGAGCGACUGGGACGUGAUCGUUCCUCCAGUGGCCGAAGCGUCGAUUCACCAAUAUACGCGAUUCGGCCGAGAGAGCUAGGCACUCGAUGUUCAACGCCGUCAAUUAUUUUAUGUAAUAAAACUCAAUAACAAAAACAAUUUAAAAAAUUUAUCAACAGAAGAGUUUCAAGUUAACAUUUCAAGUUGUUCAGCCGCAGCGUGUGAACAGUGACUAUAGUCACUGCUCGGCCGCAGUGAGCAGUAUAAUGGAUGACUAUAUAGUCACUCUCUGUAUCGAAAGGGUUAAUUCUUAACAGACGAUUAAUUUAGUAUUUCAACUCAUGACUAUAAUUAAUGUCUUUAAAAACUGAAGGACUUUGUCAUUAUUCCCAACAUAAAUUUUGGUAAUUUAACGCAAAUUUUAAAAGUUAUUACACAUACAUGUAAUAUUACAAAAACGUUUUUCUCUUUAACAAAUUUUGCGAGAUUAAAAAGUUAGUAUACAAUACUAUAUUAAUAUAACAAUCGUAAAUGGAACACGCCAAUUUAUACCUUUUAAGUAGUAUAAGCCCGGGAAAAAAUGGAAGAGAUCUAAACAGAUCUUAUCAGAUCCAAUCCACUCAGAUCUGGUUUGAUCAAAAUAUUGGCCCUAUCUGAUCAGAUCCAAUCAGACAUGAGUAGAUCUGAUCCGAUCCUAGAGGAUAGAGUUAGAUAUGUAACGAGAAUAAUAUAACCUAUUAUAUCUGCUCAGAUCCAAUCAGACAUGAAUAGAUCUGAUCCGAUCCGGUGUCCAUCCACUGCAGAAAAUUGUUGUUUUCAAAUGUUUUUUUUUAAUGUGCCACUUUAUUAUAAA